Molecule: messenger RNA, 1527 nt
Organism: Capsaspora owczarzaki ATCC 30864
Lineage: Eukaryota; Filasterea; Ministeriida; Capsasporidae
Exons: 2
Coding region: 1-1527 (508 amino acids)
Molecular function (GO): glycosyltransferase activity
Source: RefSeq, a predicted model, not a curated record
AUGUCGCUUGCAUCAGCGGUCAAUGCCGUGCGAGGCUCGGAACGAUACGUGCUGGGUGGUUUCCUGGUGAUCCUGCUUGGUCUGCUGCUGCUCUCAACCCGCAAUGUUGCUCCCGCGCCGCCUUCCACUUCUUCGACCGGCGAGUGCCCUCCUGGGAGCAGCCGCCUUCUUGCCGCCGCGCCCGCUUCACUGGCGGCUGAAGCUGCAGCUGCUGCUCCAAUGCAGAGACUGACGCCGAAUGCUGCCCUCAUCGCGACAAUGAACGAGCACGUUCACAAUGAUGACUUGCUGCUCGAGGAUGGCAUGAUCCAGACCUCGUUCUCCAACAAGGGCGGGCUCCAGUGCGUGCCCUCGCCGACGACCUCGCAGUUCAAGUGGGAAGCGCCCAUCGGCACGUUGAAGAUCUACGUGUACAAGGAAAUGAUGAAGGUCAUGGAGCCGCACAAGUGCCUGCAAACAGUCACACCAAUGUGGCUCGAAGAGGUGGAGCUGCCGUCAUGGGUCGUCAAGUCCAUCCACUACACCAACAACCCAGACGAAGCUCACAUGUUUUUCAUCCCGGCCAUGGUGCGUUGCAUACUCGACUUCAACCGCACGCAGUUUCAUCUGACGAGCGAGUUUACCGAAAUGGUCGACGUCCUCCACACCAAGCACGACUACUAUCGGCGCAAUCACGGUCACGAUCACUUUAUCAUCAAUCCGGGCGGUGGUUCCAUGAACGUGAUCAGUUCGCUCCUCGCGGGAGAAUUGCAUCCCGUGGCAGCCAACGAUUGGUACUCGAACGCGACCAAGCUCCUGUCAGAAGCCGCUCGCUCACGCGCCUACUUUUCAGGCUUGGACUUUGUCAUCCCGGGCAGUGCCGACUACAUUUUCGGAAAGUUUAUGGAUGUGAGUCAAAAAAUCGAGGAAGAGCGGCCCAUGCUCUUCCUGUAUCUUGGCGGCACAUCGUUGGGCGAUCAACGCCAGGCGUUGGGUCGCUUACGAAAGCUUGUGCAAGGCGACUCGGAGCAGGCCGCGUUCUUCCGGGACAAGGUGCUCAUUGCCAACAAGAUCGACGACCCUGUGCCCGAGCUCUACUCGUUGCGGAUUCAGAACUUUACCUUUUGCGCCGCACCACACGGAACCUCGCCUUGGACGCAGCGCUUUUACGACUCGCUCAUUUCAGGAUGCAUUCCGGUGCAGUUUGACCGUCGAUUCCGCUUUGGCUUUUACGACCACAUUGACUGGGAUUCGAUUGUGGUUCGCUAUCCCACCUCGCAGCUCGACUCGUUCUCCUUCCUCGAGUAUCUCUAUAAGCUCAGCCUGGAUGAGGAUUUCAUUCGCGAGCGGCGAAGGCAAAUCGCCGCGGUUGCCCACUUGUUCUACUACGGCGAAUCUUCCAAGGCGCUUCAAACCACGGCUGCUGCACUCUCCGACCCAGAUCCAGUCGUCCGACGGGAAGCGUAUCACCUCAAUGCCUACAGCAUGACUAUUCGAGAGCUUGCAGAUCGCUAUUGCACGUUGCGAAUGGACGGCCACGUUCAGUAG